CCCGCCCCCCGACCGCUGAGCAGCCCCAGGUCGGCGCCAGCGGCCGAAGUCAGUAACAAGGAGCUCAACUCCAACCACGACGGAGCCGACGAGACCUCAGAAAAAGAACAGCAAGAAGCAAUUGAACAUAUUGAUGAAGUACAAAUAAAUAGACUUAACGAACAAGCCAGUGAGGAGAUUUUGAAAGUAGAACAGAAAUAUAACAAACUCCGCCAACCAUUUUUUCAGGAAAGGUCGGAAUUGAUCGCCAAAAUCCCAAAUUUGGGGGGAACAACGUUUGCUAACCAUCCACAAGUGUCUGCACUGCUUGGGGAGGAGAAUGAAGAGGCGCUGCAUUAUUUGACAAGAGUCAAAGUGACAGAAUUUGAAGAUAUUAAAUCCGGUUAUAGAAAAGAUUUUUAUUUUGAUGAAAACCCUUACUUUGAAAAUAAAGUUCUCUCCAAAGAAUUUCGUCUAAAUGAGAGUGGUGAUCCAUCUUCAAAGUCCACUGAAAUCAAAUGGAAAUCCGGAAAGGAUCUGACAAAACGUUCAAGUCAAACGCAGAAUAAAGCCAGCAGGAAGAGACAGCAUGAGGAACCAGAAAGCUUCUUCACCUGGUUUACUGAUCAUUCUGAUGCAGGUGCAGAUGAGUUAGGAGAGGUCAUCAAAGGUGAUAUUUGGCCAAAUCCAUUACAGUACUACUUGGUUCCGGACAUGGAUGAUGAGGAAGUGGGAGGAGAAGAAGAUGAUGAUGAUGAUGAAAAGGAAGAAGGAUUGGAAGAUAUUGAUGAAGAAGGGGAUGAGGAUGAAGGUGAAGAAGAUGAAGAUGAUGAGGAGGGGGAGGAAGGAGAGGAAGAUGAAGGAGAAGAUGACGAAUGGAACAUUAAUGGAUUCCAACCUUCCUUUUUAAAUUUUCUCCAGUCCCUGGGAGCAAGUUGCAGUCUUUUCUUUUUUUCUCCUCCUCUUGUCCUCAGUCGCCCUGUUUUUCAGAAACUUUAUGGAAUCAACACCACCAUGCUCUGUGGGAAAAAAGAAAAACCUUCUCCCUUAGCUCUGCUGGAAGCUGCAGGGGGCUAG
Kogia breviceps (pygmy sperm whale) is the source of this 1056-nucleotide messenger RNA. The record is from RefSeq and is a predicted model, not a curated record. Lineage: Eukaryota; Metazoa; Chordata; Mammalia; Artiodactyla; Physeteridae.